Messenger RNA from Harmonia axyridis, 1561 nucleotides. Its product is annotated as zinc finger Y-chromosomal protein-like. The coding region runs from base 325 to 1407 and encodes 360 amino acids. Lineage: Eukaryota; Metazoa; Arthropoda; Insecta; Coleoptera; Coccinellidae. The transcript has 2 exons. Gene Ontology annotation, biological process: regulation of gene expression. Gene Ontology annotation, cellular component: nucleus. The record is from RefSeq and is a predicted model, not a curated record.
UCCAUGUCCUGUCGACAAAAAAACUAAAGAAACUAAAAAAGAUUCAUUAUUCUCAUUCAAAGGGAAUGUAUUUGAUAACAAUAUUUCUAAGAAACGAAUAGAGCAAAAAAAAAUAGCAAAUAGAGAGAUAGAUAUAACAGUAAAUUACACAUAAUGGGCAAUCUGAGUCUUCAUGCUGGCAAAGAAAUAUAUGAAUGGUUCAAUUAAUAAUUCCAGCUGAAGUGUUGGUAGUUAUUAUUCUCUGGUUGAAUAAACUUAUUGAUCUGUUUCAGUCUUCAGCAUUCUGAUGAUGAAAUAAAGUAUAAAAACCUAAAAAGUGAAGAAAUGGACAUAAUGGAAAUUAUCAAGAGGAAAACAUUCAAAACUGAAUAUGAUGUUAACAACACAUGUUCUAGUACCAUUUCUAAUCAAGCUGAGAUAAAGUCAACUUCUUCCACUUCUGAAACGUUAGACACUUGUGAUGAAAUUAACAAUUUCUAUUCUUCAAAACAAAUCAUUGCAACAGAUAUAGAAAAGUAUGAUUUGAAAGACGAAAUUAAAGCAGAAAAAUACGAGGUCCAUUUUGAUUCACAAAUAGAAAAAAAUCAUGUAGAUGUUGAUAACAUAAACAAGAAACAAUAUAAGUGCCACUUAUGUGAGUUCGUUUCAGUUCGUAAAGAUUCUCUCAAAAAGCAUAUAAAUUCUGUUCAUUUGCAGUUAAGACCUCAUAAAUGUCAUCUUUGUGAUUAUAGUGCAAAUCAGAAAUAUAAUAUUCAAAAACAUAUAGCUUCUGUUCACUCUAAUGAGAAGUUAUUUAAGUGUCACAUAUGUGAUUUUGCUACAUAUGCAGGUCAUAAUCUGAAAAAUCAUAUAAAUUCUGUACACAUUAAAGAAAAGGCAUAUCAGUGUCACUUCUGUGAUUACGAAUCAAACCGAAAGAAGUAUGUUGAAAUGCAUGUAAACUCUGUUCAUUUACAAUUAAGAAAAUAUAAAUGUCAGCUAUGCGAUUAUGCAGCAGUAUGGAAACAUAACCUUAAAAGUCAUAUAGAUGCUGUUCAUUUUAAGGUGAAAUCUCAUAAGUGCCACUUAUGUGAGUAUGAAACAACUCAAAAAAAUAAUCUAAAGAACCAUAUAAAUUCAGUUCAUUUAAAUAAAAAACAACAUAAUUGCGACUUUUGUGAUUAUCGUUCAAAUUGGACAACAGAUAUUAAAAAGCAUGCAAAAUCCGUUCAUCUGAAUAUGCGCCAACAUAAGUGUCAAUUUUGCAAUUUUGCUACAAAUUUACAUUUUAAUUUGAAAAGGCAUAUAGAUUCCGUUCAUUCAAAAGUGGAAACAUAUAAGUGUGAGAUGUGUGAUUAUACUGCAAAUAGUGAAAAGUACCUAACUGAGCACAUGAAUUCCAUACACUUGAAGGAAAAAUUGGAUUAAUAACAUUGCUGCUACAAAUAAAGGCCAUGCUUUGCCUUUUAGUUGAUGGAAUAAUUGACAUAAUUUAUAUGAUUAUAAUAUUUAUAACUUCUAAGUGAUGUAAAUGUGUUUUAUAUUCGUCAUGCCCAUGAAUAAAACUGUUUCAUUUGAUGGA